Molecule: messenger RNA, 712 nt
Organism: Argiope bruennichi
Lineage: Eukaryota; Metazoa; Arthropoda; Arachnida; Araneae; Araneidae
Exons: 4
Coding region: 152-553 (133 amino acids)
Source: RefSeq, a predicted model, not a curated record
CGACUCGUUGUUUUGUUAUGAUUGACUAGCGUCUCGAUCGCGCAACUGUAGUACAAACAGAUAUAUACCUAGCUUUUUAGUUGUAAUUGUUAAUAAGUUUCAAAAGAAUAAUUUUACUUUGAGUGGUUAUUUUUGAAAAUAUUGUGUAAAAAUGGCUACCGAACAUAAGGCAAGAAUAAUUUUAGAAUAUCUAGAAAAGGAAGAGCCUGUUUUAAGAAAUUUAAAACAAUUUCUGGAAGGUCAACUCAUGAGUUUACAGGUUCAAGCUGUGAAUUUAAAUAAAGCAUAUAAUGAUCUAAAAAUGAAAAAUGAAAAGAUGAGGAUUGGAAAAGAAAUUAAGAAAGAACCAGAAUUAAAAGUUGAAUCUAUAUCGCCAAAACAAAUGACAAAUUUCAAAACAGAAACACUACAAUUUGAACCACUUCAUCUGGAUUCAGCUUCCACUAUUAAAAGUGAUAAUCAACUACCAGAAUUACAUCUGGAACCAAUUAAUCUGAACUCAUUUUCUGAAUUCGAAAUGGAUCUUGAUGAAAUUCUACAGCUAGCUCCAUAACUACUUUACUCUAAUUAUAAAGAUAACUUCACUUUGGAGGAUUCAUUAAUGUGAAAACUUCUGCAAAAUAUCUUUGUACAUUUGUAUAUUAUGUUUUUUUGUAUAUUAUCCUCGUGGGAGUAUUUUCAUGUGAUUCAUUAAAAAACAUUUUUUAUUUAA